Messenger RNA from Centruroides sculpturatus (bark scorpion), 2221 nucleotides. RefSeq names its product dihydroxyacetone phosphate acyltransferase-like (gene Dhap-at). NCBI's taxonomy places the organism in Eukaryota, Metazoa, Arthropoda, Arachnida, Scorpiones, Buthidae. Gene Ontology annotation, biological process: ether lipid biosynthetic process. Bases 98 to 2125 code for a protein of 675 amino acids. Gene Ontology annotation, cellular component: mitochondrial membrane; peroxisomal membrane. The transcript is spliced from 2 exons. Gene Ontology annotation, molecular function: glycerone-phosphate O-acyltransferase activity. The record is from RefSeq and is a predicted model, not a curated record.
UGUGUAUUUUACGCAUGCGCGAAAUCGAAUCGGGUGAUCAUCCGACAGAUCUAGCUUGUUCGAGUCGCCGGUGGAAGGUCGUCUUCGGAGAAAUGCAAUGACGUCGCUAACGGAGAGUAUGCUAGAGGAAAAAUUUGAAGCCCGGAACUAUGUGGAUAUAUUGGAAGACAGACGGAGAGAUGGCGAUCUGUUCUGGGUGACCAGGAAGUGGGAGUGUCCCAAGUAUAGAUUUGCAGAGACGAAGACUCCGAAACAGAUAGCCGAAAACGUUUUAAAAGAUUCUAGGGUUCAGAUGAUGAUUUCUCGGUUGAGCGUAGAGAGGGGCGUAAACAGAGAUGAUGUAAUAAAAGAAGCCGAUGCGAUAAUUGAAGAAAUGAAUCAUAACUAUCAGUUGAAGGCCAUAAGGUUUUUCGGUUACAUUUUGGCAAAAGCGGCAAAAAGAUUAUACGAGCACAUUUACGUAAACAGAGACGGCAUAGAUAAUGUGAGAAAGGUCGCCGAUAAAUAUCCCAUUUUGUUUAUGCCGACGCAUCGGAGUUAUGCCGAUUUUCUUCUCGUUUCUUACAUAUGUUUCCAUUUCAAUAUACCCGUUCCGGUAAUUGCUGCCGGAUUAGAUUUUUUAGGUCUUAAGGCCGUUUCGAUGUUGCUGAGAAAUUCGGGAGCAUUCUUCAUUAGACGGCAGUUCAGCGACGAUAAAUUAUAUUGGACCAUAUUUACGGUUUAUGUUCAGAUGCAUGUUCUCGGAGGUGAUGCUCCCAUUGAAUUUUUUGUCGAAGGAACUAGAAGCCGGACUGCUAAGUCUCUGCUUCCAAAAUUAGGUUUGUUACAAGUGGCUUUAGAAUUGUAUUUUACUGCACGUGUUCCCGAUAUUACAGUCAUUCCGAUUAGUAUCAGCUAUGACCGAACGCUUGAAGAAAUUCUAUAUUCAUAUGAAUUACUAGGUGUUCCUAAACCUAAAGAAUCUACCAAAGGACUCUUUAAAGCACGUAAAAUUUUGCAACAAAAUUUUGGUAAUGUGUACGUACAAUUUGGUAAUCCAAUUUCGGUCAGAGAUUUUUGUAAUGGGAAAAUUGAUAGGAGCAUUCAUAAUCUUCAGCCUCGCUUUUUAUCAUCUCUUAAUGAGGAAGAACAAUUAUUAUGUCUUAAUUUUGCAAAUCAUAUAAUAAAGAGACAACAGCAUAAUUUAUUGUUGUCGCCUUUUCCAUUGAUUUGUCUUGUCGUCGGAUACAUAGAUAAUAAUCAAAAAGUGUAUUUAAAUGAUUUAUUUUCAAAUGUUGGCUGGUUAACAAAAUUGUUAAAUAAAACUGGAAUAAGCAUUGUCUAUGAAAACACUUCAUUAAAUGAAUCUAUUAUUUAUCAUAUAAAUCUUCAUUCCAAUCUUCUGAAAUUAUCAGAUGGUUAUGUAGAAGUAAUAAGUCAAGUGAAUGAUUCUCGAAAUGACUACGAAACUUUGAGAAUUUCAGUUGAUAUGAUGAAACUUGCAAUUCCACAAAUGAUGAUAUAUCAUUAUAGCAAUCAAGUGCUGCAACUGCUAGUUCAUUUUUCCAUGAUUUCACUCACUUUAAAUAAUAAUGUGUCUUUGGCUUUAGAUGUAGUUUUUAAUAAAUAUAAGAUCCUUAUGAAAUUACUUAGCAAAGAAUUUGUUUUUGAACAAAAUAUUGUUGAUGAAUUUAAGAUGCAUCUACAGAUAAUGCAGGAGGAGGAAAUUUUACUUGUAGAGGAUUCAAAAAUUUCAGUAGUAAAUCAAAAUAAAAUAAAGGCUUUAGCAAGUCUUUUGGUUCCAUUGUUGCAGACAUUUGCAAUUUUAUGUGAGCAAUUUUUAAAUGGUAGGGUUAAAGGUGGCACAAAUAAAGAUAUUAUACACCAAGUUCAAAGAGCUAUCGAAAUUUUACUACAAAAAAAAGAAAUUAAUGAUUAUAAAUCGUUGUCUGUAAAUACUAUUACAAACUGUAUUACUUGUCUAGCUCAUUCAAAUGCCAUUCAAAAAGAAAAAAAGGAUGGAAAAAUUACAUUCAAGCCAAUUUUAUCAGAAGUAGCAACAAUUUUAUAUGAUAUUGAAUCAUUUUUACCAGAUCAAAUGUCAAAAACUAUAUAUAGAAAUGGAAGUAUUCAGUCAAAAUUAUAAUUUCAGUAUAAUUUUCAUAAUUCAUCCAUGUGUUUGUGUUGUAAAUGUACAAAAUAAAUAGGAAUUUAUAUAAACUGCAUACGUAUCUAAAAAAUA